AGUCAAGGAAAUUGUCUCGGUAGUCUGCGAGAGGAGCAGAUGCUUUCUGCUUGGUAAAAAAUCUAUUUAGAAAGGGAAGGAUGACACUGGAGCAGAGCUGGCAGUAACAGGUUGGAGUGCCUCUUAAGGAAUUCUUACCAAUCUGAAGCUUUAACUCUUCAACACACAAACUUCCAGAAAAAAAAAGACGUAGUUUGAGAAUGUUUGGAAACAACGGACCUUUCUCAUAUUCCCCAAGGGGUUUCUCACAGGAGGACCUCCCUCAGCAGAGGCGAGCUUUUCAACAAGAUGACUUCAAGGGUGCUCCACUGCAGGGAAACAACAUGUCCAGACCCAGUGGAAAAUCAAUAUACAUGCAGAGAAAGGAGUACUCCGAGGUACUGAACAAACAUCCUGACAACUUUCAAGUCAGAGUGGAGCACUUGUUCACCUGUGAGCUGGACGGCCAGGAAGUGAAGACGAUUGACGACUGCUUGGCCAAGCUUAAGAGGCUGGAUGCCAAAAGUCGCCUGUGGCCUCAGGAGAUGAUCAUGGAGGUUCAGGGUGGAUAUCUUCUGCUCAGUGAUAUCGAGACCAAGGCAGAGCUGGAGUCGCUGCCUUUGAGCUGCAUCCUGCAAACCAAAGCUGUGCUGGAUAGCUGUGCCUACAACUCUCUGCUGACAGUAACUGUGCAGCAACACAACAAGCACAUCCCUCAGGUCUUCAUGUUCCAGUGUGAGGAAACUGGGGCAGGGGUCGUCAAGAGUGAUCUGGAUAAGGCAGCGCAAAAAGGAGGUGACGUUGUGGAGCCACGCAGAGAUCAGUCUGACAUCAGGAGUAAUCUUGAGAACAUCAUCGGGCAACAUGUUCCAGGAGGUUUACGGCAGGCUGGGCCUCGUCCUGUGCAGCGAGAGAGGACCCCACCACCACCGGACCACCCGCCCCCACAGUGGAGGAGCAGAGAACCAGAAAAUAUGCCAUCUCCACCCUUCUUGCCCCCACAAGAGGCAACAAUGCACCAUUCUGAUCUUCAUGAAUCACAGAGUAGCCCAGAUGUUGCUGAGCAAAUGAACAUGAAGAGGAACACAGACAUUUUGAACCACGUUAUAAACGAUUUGGAGAUCUUCAUGGCCAAAGUGUCUGCUGCGGCAAAUGCUUCUUCUCUACCACAAAAGGACAAGAGCAAGAACAAGCAUGCGUUUGGGAAGAAAAAAUCUAAGAAAAAUGCACCAGCAGCAGCUGACAGUCUGCCACCCUGGGAGGAAUACGUCUCCUGUCUUCAAAAGAUCAAGUAUGGAUUCAAUCUGCUGGGCCAGCUGGACGGGACAUUAACCAGCCCCACAGCUGCUGACUUUGUCCACAUCUUCUUCACUAGUUUAGGCAUGAUACUGCCUCAGUAUCCUGCGGACCUGCCCCCCACUGUGUUCUCCCCCCUGCUGACAGAGACGGCCCUUCGGCUGCUCACUCAGGUCGUCGACCCGGAGGAAGACCAGCUGUGGAGGUCUCUGGGAGACUGCUGGAACUUCCCCAGGUCCAGAUGGCCGGACGACAAUGUCCCACUUUACAUCCCCGAGUUCUACGACGGCUGGCAGCCGCCUUCCCCCUCACACACGCCUUCCCCACUCCUUAGUCGGGACGGUCCGAUGAGGAAGAGCCAGAGUUUACCAGCCGGCCCCCGUAAAACACCCCUGUACAUGCGGGUCAUUUACAACUUUGUGGCCAGGAAUAACCGAGAGCUGAGCAUUAUGAAGGGAGAUGUUGUACAGGUGGUUCAAAAAUCCAAGCAAUGGUGGCUUGUUCGUAACGCUCUCAAUGAGGAAGGCAACGUUCCUCAGAAUGUUCUGGAGCAUAUGGAGAGCGAUGGGCCCGUGGAAGAUCUACCGAGGAACACUCCUGGUCCUGUGACUCUGGACAUGUCUUCCCCACCUGCGGAGGUUAAAGCAUGGCUGGAGUACAAAGGUUUCUCCAAAAUCACUGUGACCAGCCUCGGGGUGCUGACUGGUAAACUGCUUCUGGGGAUGACCAAGGAUGAGAUUAGGACUGUGUGUCCUGAGGAAGGAGGCAAGGUCUUCUUCCAGCUUCAGGCCAUUAAAUCAGCCAUUGCCCUCGCCAGUGAACCAUCGGGCCGGUACAACGGCCACUACUAAUGUCCUGCUUCACUUUGGGUUUUCAUCUACAGAUCAUCUGGCAUUAUUUUCUAAUUCAUCCUCUUGUCAUAAAUUUGUUGCUUUAGGGAAAGCAUUUUACUAAAUGAAACUUGACAUGUUAUACUUUGUGUAAUGUAUCAUCGGCAGCAAUAAUUGUG
Etheostoma cragini (Arkansas darter) is the source of this 2284-nucleotide messenger RNA. RefSeq names its product EPS8-like 3b (gene eps8l3b). NCBI's taxonomy places the organism in Eukaryota, Metazoa, Chordata, Actinopteri, Perciformes, Percidae. The coding region runs from base 201 to 2126 and encodes 641 amino acids. The record is from RefSeq and is a predicted model, not a curated record. The transcript is spliced from 18 exons. Gene Ontology annotation, cellular component: ruffle membrane; vesicle; plasma membrane. Gene Ontology annotation, biological process: positive regulation of ruffle assembly; Rho protein signal transduction; regulation of Rho protein signal transduction. Gene Ontology annotation, molecular function: actin binding.